Tachysurus vachellii is the source of this 1230-nucleotide messenger RNA. It is a transcript of the gene nme4, whose product is annotated as NME/NM23 nucleoside diphosphate kinase 4. Gene Ontology annotation, biological process: UTP biosynthetic process; GTP biosynthetic process; CTP biosynthetic process. NCBI's taxonomy places the organism in Eukaryota, Metazoa, Chordata, Actinopteri, Siluriformes, Bagridae. The record is from RefSeq and is a predicted model, not a curated record. The transcript is spliced from 6 exons. Gene Ontology annotation, molecular function: nucleoside diphosphate kinase activity. Bases 79 to 726 code for a protein of 215 amino acids.
UUAGUCCGAGAGAGGAAAGCUCUCAGAGCUGAGCAGUACAGCUGCUGUAUAGAGUUUUGUCCUCUAGAAUUCUGUGAGAUGAUGGCUGGUGUAACACUGUGUGUGUUGAAGCGUUGUCUCAUGAACAGCGGGAACCGGAUCAUCCCGCGUGCUCAUCAACAGCCGCACGCACGGACCAACAGCAGUGCCUCAGACAUUCCUGGUGUAAAAGAGCGCACUUUGGUUGCCAUCAAGCCGGAUGGGGUUCAGAGACGUCUGAUUGGUCAGAUCAUAAAGCGUUUUGAGCAGCGAGGGUUCCGCUUGGUGGGUCUGAAGAUGGUGCAGGUAUCUGAAGAAUUAUUGGCCCAGCAUUAUGUAUCUCUACAUAAGAAACCGUUCUACCCCAGCGUACUGCAAUAUAUGACCUCAGGGCCUGUGGUGGCAAUGGUGUGGGAGGGCCACAAUGUAAUAAAGUCUACACGUAUGCUAGUGGGAGACACAAACCCAGCUGAAGCUGUGCCUGGAACUCUAAGAGGAGACUUUAGCAUUCACGUUAGCAGGAAUGUUGUUCAUGCCUCAGACUCGGCUGAAGUGGCACAAAAAGAGAUCUCGCUUUGGUUUCAGCGCUCCGAGCUCAUUGACUGGAUUGCAUCAGGUGUGAAUGAGUGCAUGUACAUUGUGCCCUGUAAUAGACUGGAGACUCAUCUGGGGUUGAAUUCUCUCAUCAUGCACCCAGUGCUGCUAUAACAGGCUCCAUAUUCAUCGUGGCUCUAAUCGCGACAAAGCGUUUGGUGAAGGUGAAAAUUGAUGAAUGAAGUUUUAUUUUAGUGCAAAGAUAAAAAAAAAAGCAAUGUUCCUUGAGCUUGGCCCUAGAACUAUGACUUUAUUAUCACUUACAAGUAACAGAAAUUUUCUAACAACCACCAAUUAGCACCAGUACACCUCAAACAGAAAUCACUGCAUUUCUUGGUAGUUGUAUGCUGAUAAGUUUAUAACUAAACAUCACUAACUAUUGUCCCUGUAUGCAUUAAAUAUUUCUACCCAUCUUCAGAGAACUAGGUGGACUGGCUACUCCAGUCUGCCUCUAAAUGUGAAAAUGUGUGUGUUGAAUGUGUGUGUGCUGGGUGUGUAUCUUCCUUAUGCUCAGUGCAGCCAGUACAGGUUCUGGAUCCACAGUGUCACGGCUCAGAAUUAUACAUUUAGUGAAAUGAAUUGAUGUACUUAAAAUGAAUAAAAUGAUUUUUCAGAUAA